CUUGAAAAUGAAGAGAGAAGGAGAAAAAUGCGCCGAGCUUUAAAUAAACCCGUUCUACAAAUUCUGCCGCUCAAUUUCUACUCCCUCGCUCACUUGCUGCAUCAACUUCUGUGUUGCAAUGGAGAUUGACAAUCUGCCUUCCGCAUCUGAUGAAGUAAGAGAUGUCAACGAUUGCUCAAUAUGUCUUGCAUUGAAUCAAAAUGACCAUCUUUUCAGCAAAAAGAAGAAAUUAUUAGAAAGACAGGGUUUCAAGUCUGAGAAUUGCAUUUACUUGAAGUGCUCUCUGUGUUCUGAGGAAGUAGACACUGUUCUGAAAGAGUUGGUACAAAUUGCAAGAAUUAUUCACUUAAAUGAGCCUGAAAUGUAUUUUGGAGAAGAUGACGCAUGUACACCAGCAGAUUCCUACAGCCCUAGGAAUGAAAUGGAGGCCCUCAAUACAAUAAUUUCUCUUGUUGACAUCUGUCUCUCUAGUUGUAAGCCUGUCCAGCUUAAUGUCCUGCAAGAGCUACGGAAAGCUGCUAUUCGUAUGAUCCAUAAGUAUGGAGAUGUAUACAGUAUGGACGCUAAAACUUUGGGAGACAGUUGUGUGAAAGAAAAUUGUUUGUUACAGUGGGGUGAGAGCAAUGGCGUCAGGACUAGCUUGAAGAUAGCUUAUGUUGAAGGUGCUGGUAGAGGAGCCAUAGCCAAAGAAGAUUUAAACGUUGGUGACACCGUAUUGGAGAUCCCUCUGGAUAUUGUUAUUUCUGAGGAACUUGUGCAGAAGACCACCAUGUAUCCCAUAUUAUCAAAGAUCGAAGGCAUGUCGUCUGAGACAAUGCUGUUGAUAUGGAGCAUGAAGGAGAAGCACAUUGCCGAUUCCAAAUUCAAGGUCUACUUUGAUACUCUCCCAGAAGCGUUUAAUACUGGGUUGAGUUUUGGAGUUGGUGCAAUGAUGACUUUGGACGGAACCCUGCUUUUCGGUGAGAUAAUGCAAGCAAAAGAGCACUUGCGGGAACAAUACAAUGAGUUAUUUCCUACGUUAUGUAACAACCAUCCUGACGUCUUCCCUGAGGAGUACUAUUCAUGGGAGAAGUUCUUAUGGGCUUGUGAACUUUGGUAUUCAAAUAGCAUGAAAAUCAUGUUUUCUGAUGGAAGUCUUACAAGCUGUUUGGUUCCGAUUGCAGGUUUUCUCAAUCACUCGUUGCAUCCACACAUACUACACUAUAGCAAAGCUGAUUCAGAUACAAAUUCAUUGAAAUUCCGCCUAUCAAGACCAUGCCGUGCAGGAGAAGAAUGUUAUCUUAGUUAUGGAAAUUACUCUGCUUCUCAUCUGGUUGCUUUUUAUGGAUUUUUACCCGAAGGAGACAACGUAAAUGAUGUCAUUCCAUUAGACAUCGACUUCGGUGAUGAUGCUAGCGAUAUCAUCACAUCAGACUGGAGUACUCAUAUGGUGAGGGGAACAUGGUUGUCAAAGAACCAAAGCAUAUUCCAUUAUGGUCUGCCCUCACCGUUAUUAGAGUGUUUAUGUAAAGCUCGAUGCCCUGAAUUACGCACCAAGCUCAAGCUGCAGGGAAGCUUGGAAAAUGAAAUGGAAGUCCUUAAUGAUCUCCUCUCAAUCUUUGAUGGAAUGAUGGAAAAUCUUGAGGAUGUGAAUGAAGACAGGAGCAGUACAGAAUGGGAUAUAAAGUUAGCAUUGAACUAUAAAGAUCUUCAAAGGAGGAUAGUUUCCUCAUGUCUGAAUUCAUGUCAUGCUGGUUUGAAGACGGUCGAACUUGCAUUAUACGAAUGCAUGGAAGAAGACACUCGAGGCUAAAAACACGAGCGUUCAGGCAUGCUCAUUCCAGGUAAGCCAGGCAUUUCAAUUUCUUCUUUUCUAUGGAAAUUUGGUUAGGAAUUACGACUCUCUGCCUAUUUAGACCUCGAACAAACUCCCCUUAAUUGAGGCUCGACUCCUUUCUCUGGAGCCCUCGAACAAAG
Molecule: messenger RNA, 1956 nt
Organism: Cucurbita moschata (crookneck pumpkin)
Lineage: Eukaryota; Viridiplantae; Streptophyta; Magnoliopsida; Cucurbitales; Cucurbitaceae
Product: N-lysine methyltransferase setd6
Exons: 12
Coding region: 119-1792 (557 amino acids)
Biological process (GO): peptidyl-lysine monomethylation
Cellular component (GO): nucleus
Molecular function (GO): protein binding; protein-lysine N-methyltransferase activity
Source: RefSeq, a predicted model, not a curated record